Ostrinia nubilalis (European corn borer) is the source of this 544-nucleotide messenger RNA. RefSeq lists its product as uncharacterized. The transcript is spliced from 5 exons. The record is from RefSeq and is a predicted model, not a curated record. Lineage: Eukaryota; Metazoa; Arthropoda; Insecta; Lepidoptera; Crambidae. The coding region runs from base 67 to 429 and encodes 120 amino acids.
CACCACUGCUAGGUCUCAUUUUGUUCGUUUCGUCUGCGACAGACAGCUACAUUCAAAAAAUAAAAUAUGAAAUCGAUAAUCCCACUGUGUCUACUUGCCCUGUCUGUGGCCCAGGACACCCAGGAUGAACAUCUUCCGUACACAUGUUAUGUGUACGAAUUAAAUGCCACGAUUGAUUAUCAUCGCGACGCUGACUUAAAAAACAGUACCUCCCACCAUUUCAUCUUUAGCGAAAAGGGCACCAUUUAUGAAGCUGAUGGCUAUAUCAUAAACGAAGACAGCGACGCUGAAUACCUGAAAGUAUUUGGUUUAGGCUCUAUCUGGACUACAAUAAAAAUUUCAUCCCUCUUUGAGGAUUAUUACCGCCAGUAUAUUAAAGAUCAGAAGGGAUAUACACCUAAUCUCGAAAGGGAAUGCUCAACAAAUUGAAUGCUCAUUGAUAUGAGUAUAAGACCACACAAAACUGAUGUCUUGUUCAAAGGCUUGUUGGCGGAAAAUAUAUGCAAAUUGUUGUUUUAAUUAAAUACACAUACUAUUUAUUGUU